Carassius carassius (crucian carp) is the source of this 1483-nucleotide messenger RNA. RefSeq names its product leucine carboxyl methyltransferase 1-like. Gene Ontology annotation, cellular component: cytosol. Gene Ontology annotation, biological process: C-terminal protein methylation. Gene Ontology annotation, molecular function: protein C-terminal leucine carboxyl O-methyltransferase activity. NCBI's taxonomy places the organism in Eukaryota, Metazoa, Chordata, Actinopteri, Cypriniformes, Cyprinidae. The transcript has 12 exons. The record is from RefSeq and is a predicted model, not a curated record. Bases 126 to 1103 code for a protein of 325 amino acids.
UGCGCAGUAUAAGGUCUCCUCGCUGCCACGAGAUGUAUUAUGGGAAAGUUUCGUCAGCGGAAGUGGAUGUAAACAUGUCAAUCGGAGCGUUUGGUUCAGUUUUGCGGCUGUGAAAAUCAGUGUCCAUGGCAUCCAAACAGCCAUUUACAGAUUCUGACACUGCUGAUGAAGCAGUCAGAGCAACUUGCGACGAUGCAUCGACAUGCAAAAGAUUUGCUACCAGUAAAGGUUACUGGACUGACCUCUACGUCCAGUAUUUUGUGAGACAAAUAGGUGAACGUAAAGCACCUGAGAUCAACAGAGGUUAUUAUGGUCGUGUCAGAGGGAUGAAUCUUCUUAUCGAUGCCUUUCUCAAGAAGACGCGAUGUGAUUGCCAGGUGGUCAAUCUUGGGGCAGGACUGGAUACUACUUUUUGGAGAUUAAAGGAUGAAAACAUAAUGCCGAAAAAGUUCUUCGAAGUCGACUUCCCAAUGAUUGUUGCUAGAAAAAUACACCACAUCAAGACAAAACCUCCACUAUCAAAACCUUUGAUUGAGACCCACUCCACUGAUUCGCUCCUCCUGGAGGGUCACAGCCUGGACUCGGACAGAUAUUGUAUCAUCGGUGCUGAUCUAAGAGACCUUCCUGCUUUAGAGGAGAAACUAAAAAAGUUCCAGAUAAAUCCAGUGUUGCCCACACUGUUUCUGUCCGAGUGUGUACUGGUGUACAUGACCCCUGAGAAGUCCUCUAAACUGCUGAACUGGGUCGCACACACCUUCCCCACAGCCAUGUUCAUUAACUACGAGCAGGUGAACAUGAAUGAUCGCUUCGGGCAGAUCAUGAUUGAGAAUCUGCAGAGACGACAGUGUAAUCUUGCUGGGGUGGAUGUGUGUCAGUCUCUGGACUCUCAAAAGGAGCGCUUUCUGUCAGCAGGCUGGGAAAGUGUAAAGGCACUGGGCAUGAUGACGGUCUACAGCAUGCUUCCUCAGGAAGAUGUAGCUAGAAUUGAGCAUCUAGAAUUUUUAGAUGAAAAGGAACUUCUCCACCAGCUUCUCCAACACUACUGCAUCUGCUGGGCUGUAAAAGAUAAGCUCAGUCUAGGCCUCUCGCAAAUUGGGUUUUAAACUUCAAUAGAGACUUGGUUGUAAAUGUUUCAUUUGAGACGACAUCACUAAGAGUGGACAGGACGCUCUUCUUGUUCUUGGCGCUUUUCAGAGGACAGGAAGGGGAAGUCAUUUAUAUCUUUAAUUCCAUUUUUGAGCACAAUAAAAAUGGAGACUACUGGCAUCAGCGUCUUUUCUUCUGUUUUACUUGUCUCUUCUGUCUCCCAUGUGACCGACGGGUCUCACUAAAGUGUCAUAUUAAUUCAGGCAUGUUUUACAAAUGUAAAGCAAAGCUGCUGUUAAACAGUUUUUGUUAGCUGUAUGAAUAGUAAUGGGUUUUUGUAAAAGCACUGAAUAUUCAUGAACGGUAAUGAUGAAUAAAGACAAUUAAGAGUAUAAAA